Messenger RNA from Jaculus jaculus (lesser Egyptian jerboa), 5299 nucleotides. It is a transcript of the gene Cobl, whose product is annotated as cordon-bleu WH2 repeat protein. Gene Ontology annotation, cellular component: ruffle; terminal web; plasma membrane. Gene Ontology annotation, molecular function: actin monomer binding. The transcript has 15 exons. Lineage: Eukaryota; Metazoa; Chordata; Mammalia; Rodentia; Dipodidae. Bases 38 to 4048 code for a protein of 1336 amino acids. Gene Ontology annotation, biological process: actin filament network formation; actin filament polymerization. The record is from RefSeq and is a predicted model, not a curated record.
GCGGCGGCCUCCGCAGAGCCUGUCCGCCGCCGGCACCAUGGACGCGCCGCGCGCCACGGCCGCCAGGCCCCCCACCGGGAGGAAGAUGAAGGCCCGUGCCCCACCGCCUCCUGGAAAGUCUGCUGCCCAGAGUGGACAGAAGACUCCCCACGAGGCUGGUGGCUCACAGCAGAGCCUGGUUCAUACGAAGGAGGCCUUACGGAACAGCUCCCUGGACAUCACUGUGGUUCUGCCCAGUGGGCUGGAGAAGCAGAGUGCGGUCAGUGGAAGCCAUGCAAUGAUGGACCUCCUCGUUGAGCUGUGCCUUCAGAACCACCUGAACCCUUCCCACCAUGUCCUGGAGAUCUGGUCUUCAGAAACCCAACAGCCUUUGAGUUUUAAGCCAAAUACUUUGGUUGGUUCCUUGAAUGUGCACACUGUGUUUCUGAAGGAAAAAGUUACUGAAGACAAGGUUAAACCUGGCUUACCCAAGGUGCCUGAGAAAUCUGUGCGCUUGGUAGUGAACUACCUGAGGACACAGAAAGCUGUUGUGCGUGUGAGCCCCGCUGUGCCGCUGCAGAGCCUUCUGCCAGUCAUCUGUGCAAAGUGUGAGGUCAGCCCAGAGCACGUGGUCCUGCUCAGGGACAGCCUCGCAGGGGAGGAGCUGGAGCUGUCCAAGUCCCUGAACGAGCUGGGGAUAAAGGAGCUGUAUGCGUGGGACAACAGAAGAGAGACAUUUAGGAAGUCAUCUCUUAACAAUGAUGAGACGGAUAAAGAAAAGAAAAAAUUUCUGGGAUUUUUCAAAGUUAAUAAAAGAAGCAACAGUAAGGCGGAGCAUGUCGGGCUGUCGGGUGCAGACAGUGACGAGGAUGCCUUGAAGUCAGUGUCUGGAAGGGGCAUGAACGGCUGCUUAACAACACCCAACUCCCCGUCCAUGCAUUCAGGGUCACUGACACUGGGUCCCUCCCUCUCACUGGGCAACAUCUCAGGGGUAACUGUGAAGUCAGACAUGAAGAAGCGCCGAGCACCUCCUCCUCCCAGCCCAGGGCUGCUGCGUCAAGACAAGGCAUCGGAAAAGACCUCACUCAGCUCACAAGGUGAUCUGCAAAAGAAGAAGCGGCAAGCACCAGCUCCCCCUCUGCCACAAGCACCGCCACCAAGCCCUGUGGUCCCCACCCGCCUGGAGGGCAAGGAGGAGAACAGGAAGAGCACAGCGGGUGUUGGACGACAGGUGCCACAAAAGCCUCCCAGGGGUGCAAUUCGGGGCGUACCCCAGUUAGUGCUCCCCCCGCCCCCACCCUACCCUCCUCCUGACACAGAGGUGGCAGAGCCUGUCCGCUCUCCUGAGGAAGGCGCUGGUUCCAAGACCUCAGAGCUGAGACCCAAACUGAGCCUGCCCCUGGGUCCUGGCGGCCAUUGCAGCGUGGACGGCAUCCCACUGUCACUGCCAGAGACAGAAGCAACAUCAACUGUAGGCAGCUGCUUUGCAUCAGAAGACACAACUGAAGACUCAGGGGUGAUAAGCUCCCCAUCAGAUAACAUCUCUCUGGACUCGCAGCAUGACAGUGUGAAAUCCAAGGAUAAGUGGUCCACUGACCAAGAGGACUGCAGUGACCAGGACCUUGCUGCCACCCCAGACCUGGGUCCUCAAAAGAGCCCAUUAUGGGGAAGAAAUGGGUCUCAAAGCUCACAUCUCAAACCUGAGAAAGCUGCCGUGGUCCCAUGUAAUGAUGAAGAGCUACUCACAUCUGGACAGGUCCAACAAACCCUGGCAGAGCUUGAUGAAGAUCUGGAAGAAAUGGAAGAUAGUUAUGAGACAGAUACAAGCUCCGUAUCCAACUCCAUAAAUGGUGUGUCUAACCACUACCUGCGAGAGGCCAUAAUCCAUGCUGGUGACACGGAUGUCAUCCCUGUCACAUUCAUCGGGGAAGUUUCUGAUGACCCUGUGGAUUCAGGGCUGUGUUCAAAUAGAAACAAUAACGCUGGGUCUUUUGACACGAGAAGUGUUGUGAGUGAAAGAGCCAGCCUAUCUCCACAGCAGACUGAGCACAGCCAGCCAUAUGCUAGGACAAGAGAAAGGGGGCCUGGCCCUUCUCUGCCUUCCGGGAGCAGUAGAAAGGUAAUCCAGGGUGCCUUAGCCAACGUGUCUGAAGAUAGGAAUCCAGUUGAAAUGGGCCCCAAGCUGACUUCUUUUGCUUCAAGGCUUCACACAGAUGACCUCAAUGCACAGAAAAGCAAGAUGCUUGGUUUUGCUCACAGUGAGACGACGCAAGCCAUUCACAGAGUAAAUUCACAGCCAGUGAGUCCAAAGGACAGCGAAGGUAAAAAUCCUGCCUCAGGACCACCACCGUGGUCUCAGCCUGGCCAGGCCACAGCGGGAAGUUACGGGCUUAAGUAUGGCCUCACUACAUAUAAAAUUGUUCCUCCCAAGUCCGAAAUGAAGUGUUACGACAGGGGUGUGUCCCUUUCCAUGGGCGCAAUUAAAAUUGACGAGCUGGGGAAUCUUGUGUGUCCCCACACGAACAGCAAGACCAUAUCCCAGUCCCCAGCUGUUCCCGAAGGAGACACUCAACCCCUGGGGAAAGUCAAAGAGUUCUGGAGGUGCAACUCGAUGGAGAGGCCCGCGAGCCAGUCGGCCGACGUCUUGGGCCAAAGAACGUGCAGCAGCAGCAGCAGCAGCAGCAGCAGCAGCAGCAGCACAGCCGCGCCAGUGAAGCCACAGGAAGACGGCGGGCGGACGGUGGCCCUCACCCCGCGGCAGCCUUCCCCGCAGGAGCGCGAGGCACGCCUGGACCAGGGCGGAAUCCAGCCGCCCGCCGCCCGCCCUCGCCCCAACACCACGGAAGUCACGUUUCUCAGGCCUCAGAGAAGAACUUCCAGUCAGUACAUGGCUUCUGCUAUUGCCAAGAGGAUGGGACCCCUGAAAGGCCACUCUGAUGUGGCAAGGCCACAAGUCAAUGCUGGGAAGAGUCAUGAAAUCAAAGGACCAAAGCUGCCUGGGCCACCUCCCACCCUGAGAGACGAGGCAGCUCCCAACUUCUCAGAGGAGCAGCCACAUGAGCAGGUCACGAAACAGCCCAAUGUCUACCUUCCCAGCGACCCUAGGGCAGUGUCACCAGUGAGAGACCAUCUCAGAGGAGCAAUCGGCAACCCACGUGGGAAGUCAUCUGCUCAAGACUGUCCUGCAGCUGUCCACAGAAGUUCCUGUUUCCCCCCAGUCAUUUCUUCCCAGAAGGAUCAUGUUUCUGUGGGACAGAGCUGCGGUUUCAAUAAAAAGCAAAGUGCGAGUAACCCAAAGGCCAGCUCAGCUUCUGACCCCAUGCACACCCUGCGUGGGGAGAGUCCUCCCUCUCCACAUGUGGCCGAAGCCCUCAGUUCCAGGAAGGCACUGGUGAAUGGCUCUGCGUGGGCCCCAGGCAACAGUAGGCCUCCUCACUCUCCCAAAGAGGCCUGCCCUGCCAGCCAUAUCAUCUUAGAAACAGAGGAGAAGCUCUGUCCCUUACCUACAGAUAUCCAAGUCACAGACGGUACUUUGCCACACAGCAUUUUUGGGCCAAAGAAAAAAUUCAAGCCUGUUGUUCAGAAGCCAGCUCCGAAAGACACAUGUCUGCAUAGUGCUCUGAUGGAGGCCAUCCACACAUCUGGAGGGAAGGACCGGCUUCGAAAGACUACGGAACCCACUUUGGAUGGAAGACCAAAGAAACUGUCAUAUAUGGAGACAGAGAGUGAGCGAUCUGCCCUGCUGGCAGCCAUCCGGGGCCACAGCGGGACUCAGAGCCUCAGGAAGGUUUCAUCCCUUGCCUCUGAAGAGCUCCAGAGCUUCCGGGAUGCUGCACUCCCAGCCCCGGGAUUAGAAAACCCUCAGCAAGAACCCGUAGGCCUUCCACCUCCACCAGCUCUGCCACCAACAACCCGUCUGGCCUCCCAGGACCCCUCUGCAUCAAAGACAGCUUCUAGGCUCAACGAAGGCACCCUCAGCAGCCCAGUGGAUGCCAGGGAAGCGUUGAUGGAUGCCAUCCGCUCUGGCACAGGGGCUGCGAGACUGAGAAAGGUGCCCCUGCUCGUGUGAGUUGUGAACAGAGGACUGGUCGUUGCAGAAGCCUCCUCCACGGCACCCAGAGCCAUCAUGGGAGGAGCCCUCAUGCCAGGAAUUCCCUUCGUGUCUCUAGAACGGCUCUUCUACGGUGCAUUCUCAGUGUACCCUGGAAUGGGCAAAGGGAACGUACUAGUCUGCUGUGUGGCUCAUGUGCCAAGGACAUGUGCGCUGCCUCUGAAUGCUCACAGUUGCCAAUAAACUGCUCCCGGUGGUGAAUGAUGGGCCCAAAAGGGCUGGAACCCAGCACCAUGCACGCUUGAUUCGUAGAGAAGAGUCAUGCCUGACAUUGACUUUGGACCUUUGAGGCUGACCACAUAUACGUGGUUAAAGUCAUUUACUCGUUUAAAAUCUUUUUAACUGGGGGUGCAUAAACAGACAGAAGCAAUGAGAAUGCCGUGUGCUGCAUGAUGCUGUGUGUCGGGGGGAGAAGAGUUGGAAAGCAGUUUCACAGGUGGCCAUUGCUAGAUUUGUGCCCUCACUCAGGAGCCGCUCCCACCUCACAGAGGGCCUCAGACCAUGAUCAGACCAGCUAGGCUAUGAAAAGUCCACCCGUGCUGCCUGGAACACAUCCCCACUUGACUGUCGAUGGGGCGUUUCUGAGUCCUCAAAAGGUGGUGGUUGGCAGAGAUGAGAACCACACAGGUCAUGUCCUAUAUGUAUAGCUGGCCCCACGUCCACCAAUGGGCUAUGAAGUGUGGCAGGCCACCCCCCGAGGGAGCCUGUGUGCCGAGCCUGUGGCUUCGCGGGGAACCUCCUGAGCUCCUGAAAAGGGCCAAGGAGCAGUGAGUUGGUUGCCUCUCUGUCAGGGAAGGACAAGUAAAGUGCUGCAUAUCACGUGACUUGCGCUCCUGCCCUGUGGUUAGUCUUCUCGGAGCACAUGGUGCUCAGCCACCAUAUAUAUAUAUAUGCAUAUAUAUAUAUGGCAAGCUCAAGCACAGCAGUGGUUUUUCACUUACACGUAUUUCUAAAACCUUUUGUUAUAUAGAGAAAAACAGCAGUAGAACCCAAGUUCAUGAAAUAAAAUUUCUAUCUUAGUGAAUAAAAGAAAAUCAUGUUACUGCUUCACACCGUUCAGGUGUCAGCAUCAGGUAGAAUGGGGACUUGGUGUCGUGUGAUUAACGUUCCUAAGCUUUCUCAGUGAGGCAAGAGCUACCAGCCAAUUGCUCUUCGUCACAGCUGUCUGAUCUCUUAGUGCCACAAAUAAAUGCAAAUCAAAUCCUUUAA